This is a messenger RNA of Gossypium arboreum, 1580 nucleotides long. RefSeq lists its product as uncharacterized. Bases 166 to 918 code for a protein of 250 amino acids. Lineage: Eukaryota; Viridiplantae; Streptophyta; Magnoliopsida; Malvales; Malvaceae. The transcript is spliced from 5 exons. The record is from RefSeq and is a predicted model, not a curated record.
UAAUUUGGUGAAGUUCUACUAACAGGUGGCAACCUUGUUUUAGCCGUAUUUGCCUUUGCUUUACAUUGAACAAGUUUUAUGUUACUUUAGGAAAAUUGCUUUUCUUAAAAAGUGACCAUCUAUAAAUCUUUCCUUCAUCUUUUAGUUAACAGAGUUACUUUGAAGAUGUUGAUAUCCAAAUUCAAUGCCAUUCAGAGCAACACCCUGUCUCAGCUUCAUAAGUCUGGACUUGCUUUGCCCAAGAAAUUGAAGAAGGGUGACAAGUUAACCAAAGCAAUACUGGCUUUUGCCUUGCCCUGCUUGCUGCUGCUGAUUCAACCAGUACAAGGGGCUUCCAAAACCCCAACUUUACAGUAUGGCACAAUUGGGAGGAGGAAUAAUGCUCCUUCGACACACCCUCCACCUGUUAAUGACCCGACAAGGGGUUGCAAUGCCGAAAACGGUUGUCGCCAGUUUACUCUGAGUCUUGAAAACCGCAGAGGAACCCUAGUUGAAGCUGUUGGCAAUGUUACAAUGGCGGAAGGAACUUUGAACCACAGAGAGCCAGGUACCGAGGCCAUAGCUGCUGGGAUUGCCACUUGGUUCUUGAACAAGACUGAGUCCAAUAGCAAUACUUAUGGCCGAUUAAGCAUUUCACAGGACCCAAUUUCCAGUGCCGCAGUGUCAUCACAAAUGUUGCAGCUACAGGCUGUUUCUCGAGGGAUUGCUCGUAUGGGACUGCAAGUGUAUUCAUCAAUGUCAACUGAAGAUAACUCCAAGAUACCUCCGGCAGAUGGAAACAUUGAAAUAAAAGUUAAUUCAACAUCGAACAUGGUGGACUUGAGGUUCUUCACUAGCCUUGAAAUCAGUCUAGGGGAACCUGAUAUUACACGCGUCUUGGAAUCUGCUAAAACUAUAUUACAGUCCACUCGACACUGAAGCUGAGUUUAGCAUGGCGGACUUGAGGUUCUUCACUAGACUUGAAAUCAGUCUUGGGGAAGCUGAUAUUAUACGUGUCUUGGAAUCUGCUAAAAAUAUAUUACAGUCCACUCGACACUGAAGCUUAGUUUAGCAUUGUUGUUCCGGUUAGGAAAAAAUCUGUUGCGAGAGAAACCAGUGAAAAACACUUGCACUUUCUUGAAGUUGCGAUGUCAAUCUACUGUAUUUGAAGUCGCAACACUGCAUUAUUGAAGUCAUGACGCCAAGCAUCUGCCGUUGAUGUCGCUAUGUGAGCCUUCCAUGGUCGCGAUGUCAACUCGAUAAACUUUGAAAACUUUACAUUGUGGUUCUUGAAUGGCCUCGAGUUAACAAAAGAGUUUUCGUAAGCUCGUAUAAACUCCAAAUUAGAAUAUAUAAUGGGUUAUAAGGGUGAAAUGAUCUUAUCAGUUGGUAUAAAUUGUGGAAUUGAUUGAAAUUUGUGAUUAUAGUUACUCUGGUAACGAAUAUGGCAUCUCAUGACUCGGACUUGACGAUUGUAUUGAGUUUAAGGUGUUACAUUUUCCUUAUUUGGUUGUGUUGUUACCUUGUGUAUGAGUUUAGACUUUUUUUCAUUCGAGAGGUUAUUAUUACUAUUAUUAUUUUAUGAUAGACAGAUUUUUAAA